Molecule: messenger RNA, 1238 nt
Organism: Exaiptasia diaphana
Lineage: Eukaryota; Metazoa; Cnidaria; Anthozoa; Actiniaria; Aiptasiidae
Product: GATOR complex protein NPRL2
Biological process (GO): negative regulation of TORC1 signaling; positive regulation of autophagy; cellular response to amino acid starvation
Cellular component (GO): vacuolar membrane; GATOR1 complex
Molecular function (GO): GTPase activator activity
Source: RefSeq, a predicted model, not a curated record
UGGCGGAUGUUUUAUCGUGUUUUUGGACAAAAUGAACAACAAAAUUGCUUGUAUUCUGUUCUGCGAAUUUCAUCCGAUUGCUGGUCCAAAGAUUGCCUAUCAAUCGCCUGAGAACUUCAUCUCCAAAGAGAAAUUCGAUUGUGUGGCAGUUUAUAUUAUUCCAAAGCCAGAACUGCAACGGAAAUUGAUAACAGUAAAUGCUUUGGAUUACACAUUUGUUGGCUGUCCAAUCAGCAUUGAGAAUGCAAAAUACUCCAGAAAUGCAUUACUGUUCAAUGUUUGCUUUGUCUUCAGUGGCAAGUCRGAUACAAUGUGUUAUGAAGGAGUUGUGAGGAAACUUGCUAGUUAUCUUACUACACUUGAGCUUGAAAGUGGAUUCUUAUCAAAAGAAGAAACAAAAGAGACAUUGCCUGAAAUACUAGAGAAAAUCAGAACUGGACUGAAUGGAGCAGGAAGAUGUACUAUUCCCAUUGAUGAGGCCAACACUAUUCAUUUAAAACCUGAUUUACCAGUUAAAGAGCCUGUUUCAGUAGAGGACCAUCAAGUGCCUAUCUUCAUAUGGGACAUUAAAGCUUGGUCUAUUAGAGAAUGGGACAUCACAACCCAACAAAUAAUUCCAUACAUUGAUGGCUACAAUCAUGUUUUACGUAUUGCUUAUGAGGCAGACAUUGACCCAAGUCUUGUUAGAAAGUGUGUACAGAGUCUGGUAUACUUUAAUGUGGUCAAGCUUAUUCCCAUCUUCCAGUAUUCUAAUGUCUAUAUACCAACACCAGAAAUGAACCGUCUCCUCACUGACAGAAAAUUACAGGAUGAAUGUAUUCAGUAUUCUCCUAAAAAAGGAGCUGUUUUACCUACAUUUUAUGACAUUUUCAAGAUGUAUUGCUGUCUAAGCCCUGGACUGACAGUGAGGGACCUCUGUACUCGCUUCAAUCCAAGCUCACUUCGUAUAGAUGAGAGGUGGCUUAAUGGCAAGCACAAUUACGACGAAAUAUGCUGCAAAACAUGUUUAUCGCACCAAGAGCUAGACGAUAUCAUCGAGAAUGACCCCAACGUAAUAGUUAUAUGGAAAUAGGUCAACGAAAGUAACGUUGAAUGAAAUAUAAUCUUUCUAAAUAAACAAAUAAUUUAAAAAUUCAAUUUGCAAAAAAAAAAUAUAUCGCGUUUUCAAAUGACGCAAGCCAAUACGGAUGUUGGAUGUAAUUAAAUUUUUUUUAUAAAUAAAAAAAUUGAAGAUGGUA